Molecule: messenger RNA, 1371 nt
Organism: Ruditapes philippinarum (Manila clam)
Lineage: Eukaryota; Metazoa; Mollusca; Bivalvia; Venerida; Veneridae
Exons: 2
Coding region: 103-1371 (422 amino acids)
Biological process (GO): gamete generation
Molecular function (GO): 3'-5'-RNA exonuclease activity
Source: RefSeq, a predicted model, not a curated record
GUAGAAAAAGGACUAAAGUCAGUUCCUUUGAAAUCAUAUAAAGGGUCACGAUUCAACAUAUUAUUCUCUAAUGCUAGUUCUGUGUUCUUUUUGCAUGAACAUAUGAAAAGUUUCUUUGAAUGUGUAGGCACUAACAAUAACCUCCAACGUAGUAUUCUCUUUGACCUCAAGGUCCCAGAAUUUAUCGCAGGAACAAAGGCUCUUAGUUAUAUCAGCAAGUUUAUAACAUGUCCUUUGUGGUCAGUUUUAGAAGACAAAACAGUAUCCAUCACUGAUAUGAACAGUAAGUACCUACAGGUUGUGACAUUCCUAGAGGAUGCAAUUGAAAAUAUUGAUCAGUUUAUGGCUGGUGAACUUUGUCUGUUUGGACAGGUACAUGUAGAAAGAGACUACAUAGUAGAACAUUUGUUACAGCCAAGGGAAUAUGACAAUAUUGUACAAAGUCACCUAGAAGUAACACUUCUUGCUAUUUGUGGAUUAGCACGGCGCUUGUAUAAAGACCACUUACCAGGGGGCAAAGUAGUAGGAGUGGAUCCUAAGAAAGUUAGAAGUGUACCCAAAACUUCAAGUUUUGCAGAAAGUGUAUUCGGCCAACUGGAUCAAAUCAUGAGAACAAAACCGAGCAUCAGUACACUUGCAGCAGAAUCAUGUAUUAUGUUCUUAAAUAACAAAACCUCUGAAUGGCUAAAAUCUAAGAAAGAGCACGAAAGGAAAGAGUUGAUUGAAAAUGCUUCAAAAAAUGUGAAAAAUGUAAAGGCUGCGUAUAAGAACAGACUGUGUGAAAUAAAGCAAAAUAGAAGACUUAAACAGCAGGAACUAAUGAUGAAGAAACAACACUUGGAGCGUGAAAGGGUUGAAAGACAAACAAAGUAUACAGAAAAUAUGAUCAGACAUGGCUUAUGGCAAUCAACAGAAGAAGUUGAAAAUAUGUUAGCGUCAUACCAAAGUGAAAUUGAAAAAGUGGAAGCAUUGAAAGCUCAGUUAAAGUUUAGAAAGGAGGUUUUGAACCAAGUGGCAGAGACAAAGUCACAAUUUAAUCUGACAAAAGGUAUGAAGGGUAGUAAGAAGAGAAAGAAGUUGACUGUAGAUGAGCUGAAGGAAAACCUUAUAAACAUUGUAAAGCAAGCAUUGGUGAAAGAUAGGGAGAAUGAUGAAGAGAUACACAUACUUGUUGGUAAGAGGGUGAGGCACAGGUUUGAGGAAGUGACUGAUGGAAAGAAAAUGUACAAAUGGUACAACGGUAGGAUUAUCUCACAGGUGCCAGGAUUCAGGGAAUGGUUCAAUAUCAUCUACGACAGUGACGAUUCUAUAUAUACAUAUCAUCGUUUGGAUAGUGACGUUGAAACAGCUGAUCUUCAAAUAAUUGUUUAA